Molecule: messenger RNA, 2022 nt
Organism: Rhinichthys klamathensis goyatoka
Lineage: Eukaryota; Metazoa; Chordata; Actinopteri; Cypriniformes; Leuciscidae
Gene: nasp
Product: nuclear autoantigenic sperm protein (histone-binding)
Exons: 15
Coding region: 59-1858 (599 amino acids)
Biological process (GO): CENP-A containing chromatin assembly; DNA replication-dependent chromatin assembly
Cellular component (GO): nucleoplasm
Molecular function (GO): histone binding
Source: RefSeq, a predicted model, not a curated record
CAGCUUCACAAACAUCAUCCAAUAGUACAUUGCGGCGUAGUUUAUUUAACGCAUUAAGAUGCCCGAGGAAACAGCAUCUGCUUCAACUGCCGAAAGUAUGGGGGUAAAACCUUGCUCCUCAAGCGCCGCAGACAGCUCCGUCGAUGUUACUGAGGAAGCAAAGAAGCUGAUUGGCACAGGCAACCGGCACUUAGUGAUGGGUGAUGUUGUGUCGGCAGUCAGUGUCUUCCAGGAGGCUUGUGCCAUGCUAGCUGAGAAGUAUGGAGACACUGCAGAUGAAUGUGGGGAAGCUUUUUUCUUGUGUGGAAAGGCCCUUCUGGAGCUUGCCAGGAUGGAGAAUACUGUGCUUGGUAAUGCUUUAGAGGGAGUCCCAGAAGAAUCCUCUGAAGAGGGCGAGAAACAGAAUGACUCUAAGAUUGAAAGUGCUGACAACUUGGAUGAGAAAACCAGAGAUGAGCUUCGAGCACAGGUUUAUGAUGCCAUGUCAGAGGACAACAAAACUCAGUCAGAGGUGGAAACAGAGGUGGGGGAAGGUGAGCAGAAUAACCAAGAAGAUAAGCAGAAUGAAGUUGAAGUGCCAAAGGAAGCAGAUGCAGCAUCACCUAAAUCUGAGAAACCAGCUGAAAAGGAGAAACUUGCUGAAGACAAGGCAAAGCCUGCUGAAAAGGAGAAACUUGCUGAAGACAAGGCAAAGCCUGCUGAAAAGGAGAAACUAGCUGAAGACAAUGCAAAGACUGCUGAAGACGAGGCAAAACCUGCUGAAAAGGAGAAACUAGCUGAAGACAAGGCAAAGACUGGUGAAGACAAGGCAAAACCUGCUGAAAAGGAGAAACUAGCUGACAACGAUGUUAAGUCAAAUGGUGAAGAUGAAGGUGCUUCUAAAAAGGAAGAUAUCACUGUGUCAAACAGUGAAAAGUCUGAAAACGAUGAAGAGGAGAAAAAUGGAAAUGAAGAUACUGAAGAACCCAUGGAAGAGGAUGGUGGAGAUGACGAUGAGGACGACGAUGAUGAGGAUGCCGAGGGUGACUCAAAGGAUAAGGAAAGUGAGGAGGAUGAAGUUGGCAACCUGCAGUUGGCCUGGGAGAUGCUUGAGGUUGCAAAGGUGAUUUAUAAAAGAAAAGACUGCAAAGAAGAUCAGCUAAUGGCAGCACAAAUUUACCUGAAACUUGGAGAAGUUGGAGCUGAAUCAGGUAACUACAGCCAGGCUCUGGAGGACUUCAAUGAGUGUUUAACCUUGCAGCUGAAACACCUUCCCUCUCAUAGCCGUCUUUUGGCUGAGACUCAUUACCAGUUGGGCACAACUUACAGCUACACAGCCCAGUACAGCCAAGCCAUCGAGCACUUCUCCAAAUCUAUCAAAGUCAUCGAAAGCCGUCUUGCUAUGCUUCAGGAAGCGAUCGACAAGGCGGAAGGUGCAGAGGCAGCAAAAGAGAAGACCGAGCUUGAGGAGUUGAAACUGUUACUGCCAGAAAUUACUGAGAAGAUUGAAGAUGCUAAGGAGGGCCAGAGGACAGCUGCUGUGGCUUCUGAGGCCAUCCAUCAGACCCUUGCAGGAGCAUCCACGUCAUCUGCUUUCCCAGCUGAAAAUGGUGACCCGUCUUCGUCUUCUGCUAGUCAGAUUCCUGUGAAGCCAGCUGAUGGUGCGUCUUCCUCAAAAUCUGCAUCUGAUAUUUCUCACCUUGUCCGCAAAAAGAGGAAACCAGACGAGGAGAGUCCAAAAAAGGACAGUGAUGCUAAAAAGACAAAACAGGAGACCUCAGUUAAUGGCAGUGAUGACUCCGGCCACAACGGCAAUGGAGUCCAGGAGAAAAUGGAGCAGGAGGCGACCAAUUCUUCCUCUGUGAAGACCUCAGCGUGAUGGACUUCCUCUGAUUGACCUCUUACCUUUCAACCAGCAGAGCAUGCCUGCAUCAUAUACUACUCAUGAACAACUUGUCUCUGUACUGUAAAUAACCAGUUUUCUUUGUCCAAUUUUUGUAUAAUUGUAGUAAACUUUCAAUAAAGGAUAUUUGCAUAUGUGAA